AUGGAAGCUGAAGAGGAAGGGGCAAAAAAACUGUCAGAAGUAAACUUUGAAAACUUACCUCCCAACUACCAUAAUGAGUCCAACACGGAAACCAGAAUUGGUAAUAAAACUGUUCAGACUCAUCAAGAAAUUGAUAAGGUUACAGAUAACAAAACUGGAUCAACAGUUUUUUCUGAGACAGUUAUUACAUCUAUAAAAGAUGGAGAAAACAAAAGAAAUCAUGAGUGUAUCAUUGACGAAGACUGCGAAACAGGGAAAUAUUGCCAGUUCUCCUCCUCUGAAUACAAGUGUCAGCUUUGUAAAACCCAGCACACACACUGCUCCCGGGAUGUGGAGUGCUGUGGAGACCAGCUCUGCGUGUGGGGCGAGUGCAGGAAAUCCACUUCCAAAGGAGAGAACGGCACCAUUUGUGAGAGCCAGCAGGACUGCAACCCUGGAAUGUGCUGCGCCUUCCAGAAAGAACUACUGUUUCCUGUGUGCACUCCGCUGCCUGAGGAGGGUGAACCCUGCCAUGAUCCUUCAAACAGACUUCUCAACCUGAUCACCUGGGAACUGGAACCCGAUGGAGUACUUGAGCGAUGCCCAUGUGCAAGUGGCUUGAUCUGCCAGCCUCAGAGCCACAGCGCUACCUCUGUGUGUGAACUGUCCGCCAAUGAGACCAAGAAUAAUGAAAAAGAAGAUCCCUUAAUCAUGGAUGAGAUGCCAUUUCUCAGCUUGAUACCCAGAGAUGCUCUUUCCGAUUAUGAAGAAAGCAGCAUCAUUCAGGAAGUGCGUAAAGAAUUAGAAAGUCUGGAGGACCAAGCAGGCUUGAAGCUUGAGCCUGACUCAGCUCGUGACCUGCUUCUGGGAGAUGAAAUUUAAAGUCCAAGCACCAGACAGUUUAGUUAUUUCUAGAUUUUUUUGGUCUAGUGUCUUGCUUAUAUAAAUCCUAAACACAUACUGCUGGAUAGAAGUGCAAUAAACCAGGUCUUCAGUGAGCAUCCUUUUCUGUGCACUAAACCUGCAUGUUCCA
Messenger RNA from Eurypyga helias (sunbittern), 1012 nucleotides. It is a transcript of the gene DKK3, whose product is annotated as dickkopf WNT signaling pathway inhibitor 3. Gene Ontology annotation, molecular function: co-receptor binding; receptor antagonist activity. The record is from RefSeq and is a predicted model, not a curated record. Bases 1 to 861 code for a protein of 286 amino acids. Gene Ontology annotation, cellular component: extracellular region. Gene Ontology annotation, biological process: negative regulation of canonical Wnt signaling pathway; multicellular organism development. The transcript has 6 exons. NCBI's taxonomy places the organism in Eukaryota, Metazoa, Chordata, Aves, Eurypygiformes, Eurypygidae.